Debaryomyces hansenii CBS767 is the source of this 534-nucleotide messenger RNA. It is a transcript of the gene SPC19, whose product is annotated as Spc19p. NCBI's taxonomy places the organism in Eukaryota, Fungi, Ascomycota, Pichiomycetes, Serinales, Debaryomycetaceae. Gene Ontology annotation, biological process: attachment of spindle microtubules to kinetochore. Gene Ontology annotation, cellular component: spindle microtubule; DASH complex. Bases 1 to 534 code for a protein of 177 amino acids. The record is from RefSeq and is a predicted model, not a curated record. The transcript has a single exon.
AUGUCUCAUACUUAUAAUAGCUUAUCGAAUUGUAUAAGCUCAUUGAGUGCAUCAGUUGCAUUACUCAAUGAUUCUCUAAAGACCAUAGACAAUGCUACAAAAGAUAUACCACGAUUAAAGAAGGUAUUGAGCACCAAUAAGGUUUUCGGUUUAGUACCAGAACUGGAUCUAGAGAGUGCCAAAAGAAACAUUCAAAAUGAAAUUCAACCACAGAUAAAUGCAUUGGUGAUAAAGAUAGAGAAAGAGUUGAGUAAGCUUAAGAGAAAGAAAACUAAUUUGGCAAGCAAGGUUGAUCUACAGCAAGUGCGAUUAGAAAAUGCCGCUAAAAGCAAUAGAGACUCCUUAAGUGGUAUAAAAGGAAUUACCGCCAACAGAAUCUCUAAAGGUGAUAUUGAUGAACUGAAAUUGGCUAGAUUGAAGCUAUUACAAAAUAAGAAAGAACGCUUGAAAUAUAGCUUGUCGAGGCUAAACUUACAAGACAAAAGAGCAAGAUUAAGUACAAUCCCCUCAUUACCUCCACACAGGGACUCAUAA